Hydra vulgaris (swiftwater hydra) is the source of this 782-nucleotide messenger RNA. The record is from RefSeq and is a predicted model, not a curated record. Lineage: Eukaryota; Metazoa; Cnidaria; Hydrozoa; Anthoathecata; Hydridae.
UCUUAUAACUCCUACUAAAACUAUUAUUUAGCUGUGGCUGGGGUUGUAAAAAGACCCAACUUUGGCUUGGGCUGGGGCCCCAGUCACUCACUACACACAAGUGUGGAACCACUAAACUAAAAACUUUUUUUUUUUUUUUUUACGCUUGUUUUUUUUUAUUUUUUCAAAUUUGUUUAUGUUUUUUUUUAUACACAUGUUGUACAGUAAAAAUGAAGAUGGAAGCAAAGUUUAAAAAAUUUGCUGUAGUUGAAUUUCUUGAUGAAAAAAAAAGCAUGUGUGCCAUGGACGUUAUCUGUUUGUCAUGGCUGAUCAAUAAAAGUUUAGUGCGUUGGCCAAAUCACUUGCGAUCAUUUCGCCUUUUAACUGCCAUACGCGAAGUAACACUUACUCCUGUAAGUAACUGGAAACAGCUAAAAAUAAGAGUUCUUUAUUAUUCUGACAGUUAUGAAACUGCUGUAGAACAAAUGGAAAUGUUAGAGUUCACAUCAAGCGUUGAAACAGCUGCUAAUAGCGAUGAAAAAUUGUCCAUGCCACCAGCUAAAAAGUUAGCAGUUUGUAAUACAAUUGACACUGAGGAGACAUAUCCAUCAGUUUCCCCAAGAUUGAAGAAAUCUUUUAAUUGCCAAAAUAUUUUACAACCCACAACUGUUCAAUAUAUUGAGCUAUUUAGUUCGAAUCGUUCUCUACUGAUAUUUUCCUCUUCUGAUCAGAGCUUGGAAGCUGUUGUGGCUGCUUUAGGCACCUGAUUUCCUGGUAAAGGAUUACCUUGAUGGGUUAUUUAU